Molecule: messenger RNA, 3093 nt
Organism: Venustampulla echinocandica
Lineage: Eukaryota; Fungi; Ascomycota; Leotiomycetes; Helotiales; Pleuroascaceae
Exons: 5
Coding region: 1-3093 (1030 amino acids)
Biological process (GO): regulation of cell cycle; negative regulation of TOR signaling
Cellular component (GO): TSC1-TSC2 complex
Source: RefSeq, a predicted model, not a curated record
AUGCCGGGCUCGUUGAAAGGGCUCACCAAAGCGAUCAAUACCUCCCUAUCAAGCUCCGCCCCCGCCCUCCCACUACCAGACGAUGUUGUCGAGAUUAUAAAUGCAUACCUCGAAAAGCCUGCCGGCCACGAUGAAGCCGAAUCACAGCGUCUACAGGAGGACCUCCUUAAUAUUUAUCAGACAUGUGUCGUUGAUAGCCCCCAUCGUCUAGCACCGUUCGUCGCAAUCGUACGGAUGUUGAAACCUGCUAUUCGUGGAGGCGGUAGACUGCUACAAUGGUGGGACAAACUCUCAGUGCCAGUUCUGAGCAGGCUGGGAGAAGAGAAGGGGUUAGCUGUGGAGGCGCGGGAGGCACUCCUGGGGACAUUAAUAUAUGACGAGGAUGAAUCGGACAACGAGGAUGCGAAGAUGACGAGCAAAGUUAUGGGCGAGAGAUUACUAUUCAUCUGGCUCGCGAAAUCUCGGGCGGCAUCCGAAGCGGUCGAUUCGGAUGCUCGUUUUGUGGAGGGACAAAUUCGAUUGAUAUUGGUGGCGUACGGAAAGAAACGUCCAAAGUAUCUCUUGACAUUGAUCAACAAAUUCUUUGUGGACAAAGAGAACAGGAUACUAGCACUAUCGCUUCUCUGCGAGUUCGUCCGACAUGGGCCUCCGCAUUUGCAUCAAAUCCUCGAAACACCUCUCUUUGAUAACCUACUUCGCUGUCUCCAGAUAGAUACCUCGACGAGAGUUAUUUCGCUGUCCUUGACAGCUUUGAUUAUGUGCUUGCCUCACAUUCCGACUGCGGUAGCCAAAUACCUGCCAGCAUUAUUCAAUAUAUAUAGCCGAAUGCUCUUCUGGGAUCGAGAGCGGCGGAGACCAGAUGCUCCAUUGGGUAGUGAUGACGAUGAACUCAGUGAAAACGCACCUACACUUGCCUCACAGGCCUCCGAAAAGGAGAAGCCAUGGGAUAAACUCUCAUACCUUCUGGAAUCUGAUGACGAAACGGUCCCGGAACUGCUACAUUAUUUUACAUUCUUAUACGGACUCUACCCUAUCAAUUUCAUGAGCUAUAUUCGAAAACCCCAGAAAUACCUCCGACAUGCAAAAUUUUCUGGCGCUGAUGAACUUGAUGUCGAGCCCACAGAGAUCAGGCAACGUUCCGACCCCUUUAGGCAGGCCCACCUUCUUCAUCCUAACUUUUUCACCACAACGCUUGAAACCGAGCUUACGGACAACAACCGUUGGAUGAACAGUGAAGCAGCAGAUGUAGUCGCUGCGUGUAUGGCAUUAUACAGCCCAGUAGAGGGUGGCUCAACACUAGGAAGGGGUGCUCUGAGAAACAUUGAGCCAAAUUCAGAUGUCCCUGAACAGCCUUUACUAGACGAGGAUCCAUCGACUUCAUAUCCAUCCGGAGCUAACAGCUGGAGAAACACCCAGUCAACGGCAGUUGGGUUAUCAGAUGAGUUUCGCACCUCCAGUCUACCCAGGAAGCUUUCGCAUCAAUCCAUGCCGUCGGUCACCGACUCUCCAAGCAUCCAAGCCUCUGAUCGCGUUGAUAGUCCAACUAUCCCAGUCCAACAAAUGCCUCCAUCACCUUCCCAAAGCCAAAUUCAAGAUAUGCUCCGCUCGCAAAAGCCCACUCGUGGCAGCCUAUACCAAACUCUUACCAACGACUCGGUUACCUCGCUCACCCCAUCUCAGAACAUCAAUUCCAGUUCCGGCCAUGUAGAUGCCUACCUAUCGUCGCUAUCGAGAGAAAUAUUACCACGAUCAUCAUCUCCCCACACGUCGGACGGAAAGAUCGCGUACCUACAGCGCGAAAUACAGCUGCUUUCUAAUGAUCUUAACUUCGAACGAUAUCUCAAACAACAGCAUCUAUCACAUAUAGGUCAAUUGCGUAGGGGCCAAGUACAUCAGUCGAGAUUAGAGGCAGAGACCCAGAAUCUGAUCAACUCAAAUCGUGGCCUCAAAUCAAAACUGGAGGAAGCCAAACGGCUGAAUCUACAAAUGAAAAAGGAGACCGAGAAAAGCAAAACACAUGCCAGAAAAUGGGAAAGCGACCUCAGUGCCAAAUUAAGGGUCUUGAGGGAGGAGCAGAAGAAGUGGAAUGUUCAACGAGAUGAGCUAAAUAUAGAUUUAGCGGAGGCGAAACAGAAUAUUGAGCUGCUCAAAAAGAUCGUGAUUAGUAGCGAAGCAAAUGAACUGGCAGCGAAGCAAAAAGUCCAGUCUGUGGAGUCGAGCCGUGAGGAACUGACCCAAUUGCGUGGCGAGGUGGAUAAGCUUACGCUAUUGAUCAGCACAUAUGAGGCGGGAGAAACCGAAGCAGUACGCGCGAAGGAAAAUGAGGAAGCAGCCCUUAAGCGUGUCGAGAUCCUCGAGAUGGAGCUCCGUGCUCGCGACAAAGCGCUAGCCAAUGCUAAAGAAGCAUUCGAGGCAGAAACUCGUGCUUUGCAGGCGAAAGAUAACGACUCGGAAGAUAACAAGAGAAAGCGCAUCAGCCAGGACAUGAUAGACGGCGCAUUGGCAGCAAGUCGACGCCGGAUUGUCGAGCUCUCAAAAUCGCAUAAUCGUCUACUAAAUAGAUUCAACGCACUUGAAUCUGCGUACUUACAACUUAAGGAGAUUCAAGACCACGAUCGACAUGCCCGAGGACAUGAACCACUUGGUUCAUUUAUAGAUGGGCCGAAUUUUGUUGCCGGUAGUCCCAGUCCGAGUUCGAUGAAAGGUUAUAGUGCAGGGAGGGCUUUUAAUACCGAGACCGAUACGUCCGAGAGCUCGUCAUCAGCGUUCCCUGUCAGGUCCGCAAGACUAGACUCGUCAUAUAACUCAUCUAACCCCUCAACGCCCAUUGGGCGAAGCCCAACCCUCAGCAGCACAAAUUUCUCAACACAGCAGUUUCAGUCUCCUCGCCCAUUCAGCCCGUCAGGACCAGCCGGAAUGAGAGAAAGGAAACCCAGUCUCGAUGGCGAUGCCCAGAGUGGAAUACAAAAUGCUAGCAAAAAGGACAAGGACAAGAAGGAUAAGGAUAAAAGCAAAGAUACCGCAAAGGACGGUUCCGAUGCCAAGAAGGAGAAGAAGAGCGGUGGCAUAAGAGGCAUAAGGGCAUUUGUAUGA